AUGGACGAUAAUCAAAUAACUUGUCACACCAAGUUGAAAUUUGCUUUCUGGACAAAUAGAAUAACUCCCAAAAGGUCCAUUGGGAACUCUCCAUAUGCACUGGUUUAUGGUAAAGAGGCAAGAUUGCGUUUAUCUAUUGAGCUACCAACUCUUGAUAUAGUACAUCAUCUGGAGAUGUUUGAAGAACAAGACCGAAUGAAAGUUAUGUAUGCUCAACUCAUGGAGCUGGAAGAGAUAAGAGAUAAGGAAAUGAAGUCUAUGGAGUAUCAUCAACUCCAAACAAAAAGAGUCUUUGAUAAGAAAGCAACUCCUAAAAUGUUCAAAGAAGGUGAUGUUGUACUCAAGUGGGAUGAAUUGAAAAGUAGGCCAGUAAAGCAUACAAAGAUUUAUAACUUCUGGAGUGGCCCAUUUGAUAUUACUGAAUGCAAGGAACACAAUGCAUUCCAAUUAUCAAAGAUGGAUGGAGAAAUAUUUCCUAUCCCAGUUAAUGGGAUACACCUCAAACAAUGUUUUGAGGUUUGGGUGAAACAUGGCGGUGAGGCAAAACUUGCCAUGGUGGACGACACUACCGAUUCGUAG
Molecule: messenger RNA, 579 nt
Organism: Cryptomeria japonica (Japanese cedar)
Lineage: Eukaryota; Viridiplantae; Streptophyta; Pinopsida; Cupressales; Cupressaceae
Exons: 2
Coding region: 1-579 (192 amino acids)
Source: RefSeq, a predicted model, not a curated record